Messenger RNA from Papaver somniferum (opium poppy), 1783 nucleotides. Its product is annotated as 5'-nucleotidase SurE-like. Lineage: Eukaryota; Viridiplantae; Streptophyta; Magnoliopsida; Ranunculales; Papaveraceae. The coding region runs from base 316 to 1464 and encodes 382 amino acids. The record is from RefSeq and is a predicted model, not a curated record. Gene Ontology annotation, molecular function: nucleotidase activity. The transcript is spliced from 10 exons.
UUUUCCCAUCUCUUCCAAAUUCCAAUCCGAUUCUUUGUUUCUUUCCCUUUCUUCCAAUCCCAUCCCUAGCAAGCAAUCCCCUUUCUAUACUUUCUCUCUCAAGAAACGCCAUUAGACUCGUUCCCUUCCCUAGAACCCCCUUUUUUUCAACCCUAGUUUUAGACUUACCUUUCCACCACAUUUCUAGGGUUUUCAUUACAAGAAACAGAAGGAAAAAAGCAACCCCAUCUUGUCCAAUUUCAAUCAAAAUCAUCAUUUCUGUAUUCUUCUGUGAAAAAUUAAGGAUUGGGUUUUGUCAAAGUUUCGAUUUUUUUGAUGACUAUGAAGAACAAUUUCUUACCACCUAAUUUGGUUUCAAAUCUUCAACAUGUAUUGAAUAACAGAAAAGGGGAUGGAGAAGAAGAAGCAAAUGAAGCUGCUGCUCCCACUUCUACUUCAGAAACUACAACUACAAGUUCUGAGAUUGAUGAAUCAAAACCAAUUGUUUUAGUUACUAAUGGAGAUGGGAUUGAUUCUUUUGGAUUAACUUCUCUUGUACAGGCUUUAGUGAAAGAUAAUCUUUACAAUAUUCAAGUCUGUGCUCCUCAAUCGGAUCGAUCUGUUUCGGGGCAUUCUGUGACGGUUUGUGAGACCAUCACGGUUAGCUCUACAGAGAUUAGUGGUGUUAGUUGCGCCGCAUAUGAAGUUGCUGGGACUCCUGCGGAUUGCGUUUCUUUAGCUUUAUCAGGAGCAUUAUUUUCUUGGACGAAACCUGCCUUGGUAAUUAGUGGAAUUAACAAGGGAUCGCGUUGUGGUAACCAUAUAUUUUGCUCUGGUGCUGUUGCGGGAGCUAGAGAGGCUUUGAUCUCUGGUGUACCUUCUCUUUCAAUCUCAUUGGACUGGAAGAAGGAUGAGAGUAAAGAAAGUGAUUUCAGUGACGCAGUCGAUGUGUGUUUGCCAUUAAUACAUGCGGCAAUAAGGGAUAUUGAGGCUGAGGUUUUCCCUAGAAGUUGCUCACUAAAUAUAGAAGUUCCAACUUCUCCAGCAACAAACAAGGGCUUUAAGGUCACCAAGCAAAGCUUGUGGAGGCCAUCUCCUAGCUGGACUGCUGUUUCGGCAAAUAGGCAACCUGGUGCUGGGAUUUUCAUGCCUAAUCAACAAGGGAUUGGCCUUUCACUUGCACAGCUCGGGCGAGAUGCCUCUGCUGCUGGUGCAGCACGCCGCUUGAACACACAGAGGAAAAAUGUUGAAGUAGAAUCAGUUGGAGUUGCUGGAAAAACAGAUACCCAGCGAGUCAAAAGAUAUUUCCGUCUAGAGUUUGUAGAGAAGGAGCAAAGAGAUAUGGAUGAAGAUCUGGAUUUUAGAGCUCUUGAAAAUGGAUAUGUUGCAAUAACUCCUCUAACUUUAUCUUCAAAUUCCGAGUCAGAAAUUCAAACAUCUGCAUCGAACUGGAUUGCCACAGCUUUAUCUCCAGAGACGAACUGACAUUUCCUCUUUAAGUUUUAACAUGGGUCAGUCAGUAGUUUGUGUACAUUUUGGGGGAACUUGGCUUGGUCUUAUUUUUCAAUUGAAAGCACAUACAGAUUCCGAAUUUGUGCUCAAUUCUUUUGUUUCUAUUUAAUCCUGUAUUCUACGAAGACAAAAGCUUUCUUAACUUAAACACGUCGGCAGAUUUUAUGUAUGAAGCCCGUCUAAAGCUUAUACUGUCAAAAUUUGUGUUUCUGAUUGAAACAGUGAGGUUGUUUUUCUUUCCUCUAAUUUGGGUUGAGUUUGGUUUUGGUUAUUGACAGUGUCACUUGACAUA